This is a messenger RNA of Enterobius vermicularis (human pinworm), 510 nucleotides long. The record is from the annotation of a GenBank genome assembly. Lineage: Eukaryota; Metazoa; Nematoda; Chromadorea; Rhabditida; Oxyuridae.
AUGGCUGAUGAUGAAAGCGAGAUUGGUUUGCCGCAAAAGGGUUUGAACAUGAUAAUUAAGGAUGUAAUUCCGGAUAUGCGGAUAGCAAACGAGUCGCGCGAGCUACUGAACGCUUGUUGCGUGGAAUUCGUUAAGCAUGUUUCACGUGAGGCACAGCGUAUCUCGGCACACGAUCAGCGGAAGACAAUAUAUCACGAACAUGUUCAAAAAGCUCUUGUAAACUUGAUGUUUCCCUAUGACUACGUUGAAGCUGCGGAUAGUGUAUUGAGCGAAUGUAAGAUUGCUGCAGAAAAUAAGUUGAAAAGGAAGAAUUCAAGGUUGGACAAAUGCGGGAUACCUGAAGAUCAGUUGUAUCUUAUGCAACAACAGCUAAUCGAAAAGGCUCGUCAGGAUCAGAUGGUUGCAGAAGCAGCAGAAAUGAAUCGGGUGCAGGAGGCCAUGUACCAACGGCAAAGACCAGUAAAUUUACUCGGCAAAGCCGUAGACGACGAAGACUAUGACACAGCUUGA